This is a messenger RNA of Pocillopora damicornis (cauliflower coral), 3022 nucleotides long. Its product is annotated as bone morphogenetic protein 1. The record is from RefSeq and is a predicted model, not a curated record. Lineage: Eukaryota; Metazoa; Cnidaria; Anthozoa; Scleractinia; Pocilloporidae.
AUGAUAACACGGUUUCUUUUUGCAGCGUGUUCUUUAAACACCACUCUGAAUGCUUCUUUGUCACCUGUGGAAAAUAACUUCUCUAGUCCCAACUGGCCACAGGGAUACCAAGUGAACACGACGUGUGGAUGGUACAUCACGGCGUCCAAGAAUCAUAUCGUGGUGCUUCGCCUUACAUACGCGUUGAACACGGACACAGUAAAGGUUUACGAUGUGGACGGUGCUGAACUCAGUCUUAUCAACAGUUUUACUGGGGGAGGCCAGGGAUCUAGACAAACAACCACAGUGUAUUCCAAGUUUCAUGGAUUGUACAUCUUGCUCGACAGUGACAAUAAAACAAGUAAAAAAGAGGAAGGAAUAUUUGCAUCCUACACUGCCAUUUCUCCAGCUCUCCACUGUUCAUCAGGAAACUCCCUGGACGAGAAUCACAACAUCGUGUUGAAAGAUCCCUCGGGGGUUUUAGAGACUCCUGGGAACCCCAAUCGUUUGUGUUACUGGAAGAUAAUUGCUCCUAAAGGAAGAAUUCUGCGGGUUGAGGUUUUAUCAAUUCAGCUUUCUAUGUUGGAGUGCGUUGAAAUUGUCUUUAAAUUGAAUAAGCGAAAUCCUCCGAGUGCGAAGCUAUGUGAACAAUCAUAUCCUUCGUUCGUUCUUUACUCGUUGACAAACGAGCUUGGCAUAAAGUACCAACACUAUGGCAUACCAACUAGUUAUGGCUUCAGAGCAAACUACACAACCAUACUUCCAGAUUCAACUGGCUUUUGUAUACCGGGCAAAAACAGUACAAUCUACAUGAAGGGCGAAGGAAUGGCCAUUGCAAGUCCGGAAUCAUACGGGGACCGUAAAAAUGAUAGCUGGUGUAACUGGAAUAUAUCCGUACCCCUUGGGAACUUCAUAAAGCUGACAUUUUUGUCAUUUACUGGAGUCUGUCUCAUCGAAAACAAGGUCAAGGUUUAUGACAUGACAAAUUCCACAAAAAUUCUUCUCGGGGAAUUCUGCGGGUUCAAAAAGAGUAACAGCGAGGUUUUCUCCAGAGGGAACAAUUUGGUGAUCACCCUUCCAAUUUUAUCACAAGAACCAUAUGUCGGAUUUUUGGCCACAUACCAAUCAGUCCAAGCCGUACCUGCAUCAUACGCUUGCAAUUUUGUUAAGUACAUGAAGGGUGAUGUAACAGAAUUAAACGGUACUAAUGGUGAAUUCGCUAGUUACCAGUAUCCGCUGCCCUACUCCAACGACGUCCGCUGUUCCUGGAAGAUAGAAGUCCCGGUUGGUUUUAUUGUAAAUGUGACUUUUCAUGUAUUUGAUUUACAAGAAUCUCCCAACUGUAAGUCAGACUUUGUUGAGAUCAAACAGGGAUUGUUUCAUUCGGUGGGACGAUUUUGUGGUUUUAUGGCAUCCGAGGUGAUUCAGGUGAAGAACUGCGUGGUUUACGUGGAUUUUGUUACAGACAGCUCUGAAAGAUACCCAGGAUUCCAUGCAAGCUACACAGCAGUCCCCGAUCCGGCCAUGGGACCCUGUAAAACUCAAGGAAUAGGAAACGUUAUUCCCCUGACUGGAAAAGCUGGAAGACUAUUUUCGCCCCUAUAUCCAGAGAAAUUUCCACAAGAUAUGGAGUGUACUUGGAUUAUAACAGUUCCGGAAGGACGAUUCGUGAGGUUGAGAAUAACAUCCUUUGAUUUAGGAAAUGAUGAUUGUGCUAAGACUACCCUAGAAAUUUGUGACGGUCAGAGUUCUUCCAGUGAAUUACUUAAGACUUUCUGUGGAAGUUCGUUUGAGUCCUCGGUGUUUUCCAGUGGUCGCUACCUCUGGGUUCGUUUUCAAUCCGCAAAAGAUGACUCCCUGAAAGGAACUGGAUUUGAUGCUUCCUUUGAGAUGAUCAGCCAAACACCAGCUCCCUUUUCCUGCACCGCGCACGACCAAAAGUUCUUGUUAACGUCCAAGACUGGAACAUUGGCCAGUUAUAACUACCCUCUACCAUGUGACGACUCUGUCGAGUGCAUCUGGCACGUGAACGUCAAUUCAAAUUCCAAAAUUAAGCUGACCUUCCAAUUAUUCAAUCUGUCCCAAGCGAAGAAUUGUACUGAGGACUAUGUAGAGGUGCGAGAUGGACCAUCCAACACAAGCGACCUCAUAGGGAGGUAUUGCGGACCAGCAAAACCCUCGGCGGUAACUGCGGGUGGCUGGCACUUGCACGUGGCUUUUAAAUCGAGUGGAAAGACGAAAUAUCCUGGAUUCAAGGCCAGCUACGAAACGACAAAAAUAAAAUCGUCGCUGAGUAGUGCAAAGAUCGUUGCGAUUUGUCUUGGGGUGUUCGUUUUCCUGUGUAUCGCAAUUGGAUGUUCUCUAACUUUUUACAAGAAAAGACGAAACAAAGCUUGGCCCUCCCUCGUCGUGGAAUAUUCUGACAACUCCGGCUGUGUCAUGGAGAACCUAAGGAAAUAAAACCCACUGGCCUUGGACAUUAUAAUUUAUCUUCUUUUAGCAGUUAUUCCUAGUGGAGUCAUCGGAAAUAACACAAGUUCUGAGAAAAAUUCUCGUGCAUUCCUCCCGUUUCAAAUAACUACAGAUACUUAACCAGUUGUAAAUAUGUAAAAUACCAAACUGAACGAUUUUACUUACGUACUGUUAAUUUCCUUGCCUUGUUCAAUGUUUAUUGGCGUAGCACCACAACUAAUGUUACUGUGGUAACAAACCUGACAAAUCCGAUUCCAGGAAACGUUUAAAAGUAAUCCCAGAGACAGCCUUGUUUAUCCUGGUGUCUUUUUCAAGUCCUCAGCAAUGAAUGGCUUCAUUGAAUUUACCCUGUUACCCUCCAGAGUAUUAAGCAUCCAAGAUCUUAUAAAAGUAUCACCCUUUAAUCAAACAGUGUAAAGGUCACGAACUAGAGAAGUUCUUGAUUGUUCAACAAAUUCUCCUUAUCAGCCAGCGCCAUAGGAAAUAAAUGGAGAACAGUAUAGAGACUAUGCAAACUGAUCUAGGGUGUUAAAGGUCGAGUUGGCAUCAUUUUUCAGUUUCCUUUAAAACU